Molecule: messenger RNA, 1680 nt
Organism: Plasmodium berghei ANKA
Lineage: Eukaryota; Apicomplexa; Aconoidasida; Haemosporida; Plasmodiidae
Product: conserved Plasmodium protein, unknown function
Exons: 1
Coding region: 1-1680 (559 amino acids)
Source: RefSeq, a predicted model, not a curated record
AUGGAUAAUAAUAUUAAGGAGCUAAUUAAAAGGGAAAAAGAGCGAAGGAAAUUAUUAAGAGAUCAAAAAAAAAAAAGUGAACAAAAUCCCGAGAAAGACCAAAAUGAUUUUUCUUUAAAAAUUAAAAACAACAAUGAAGAGAAUGAAGAAUACGAAAUAAAUAGCAACAUACAGGAGUACAAGGAUAAGAAUGUUGUAAAUGUAAUAAAAAAUAAGGAUAAUAUUAUACUCAAAAAAAAUAGUUCAAAUUCAAGUUUAAAAAAAGUGCAUUUUGAAGAGCCAGAAACACCAUUAAAUAGGAUUAACAAAGAUAAUAAUUUAAAAAAUGCAUUUAUGGAUUAUUUUGAUGAAGAUGAUGAAGAAAAUGAUAUACCAGAUAAGAGUUGUUUUCCCACUACGACCAAGUUAAAGGUUAAUAGUCGAAAUGAUGAUAAAGACGCUCCAAAGAAUUUCUUUGAUAUUUCAGUUUCCACAAAUAUUGAGAAUAGUUCCUUUGUUAAAACGUCGGGAAAUACCCAAGUUCAAGGAAUAGAAAAAAGUUUAAAUGGAGAAUUAUCAAACAAUGAUGAAACACCUAAUACUUCAUAUAAUGAUACACACAAGGAUCCAACUAACGAUGAAAGGAUAUAUAUAAACGAUAAAUACUGUUUAGGAUAUUUGUUACCAUCCAUUGAAAAAGAAGAAAAUGUGGAGGUAAUAGAAACAUAUGAAAUAAUCGAUCAGCCUGCUGAUAAAAUAAACAUUGAAUGGGGAGAAGAUUUUCGAAAAAAAAUUCAAAAAAAGAGAAAAGGAAUAAGCAUUUAUGAAGAUUAUGAAAAUGAACAUGAUGAGGGAAAUGAAUUAAAUGUAAAGAACUAUCAGAAUAAACAAAUUGAAAGUGAAGAGAAAAAUGAAGAAAAUGGAAACAGAUUAAUGAAAUUGUUUAAUAACGAAAUAUAUGAUAGUAAACACUUCAAAAUGUUAGACACAGCAUAUUACGAAGAGUUGGAAUACCUACAUAAAUUGCUGAUAGAAAAAAAAAAAAAUAUAUUAGGUGAUUUACAUGAGGAAGAAAAUGACCAAAAUGAAGACAACGAUAACGCGAUAUUAGAUGAGUUAGAUGAAUUCCAUAAAAAAAAUAAUAAUGAUACAUAUGAAAAUUUUAAUAUUGAUGAAAUUUACGAAUUAUUGAAUAUUAAAAAAAAAAGUCAAUAUACUUAUGGAAACAUUGGGACAAAUAUACAAAACAAUAAUAAUGACAAGAAGUUACAUAAUAAUACGAAUAAGAAAAAUAAUAUCCCUAAAGGGUUUUUUGACGAUAAGGAAAAAGACAUUCUUGUUAGAGAAAAUAUUUCUUUAUCCAAAAUAAAUCAAAAGAUAGAAGAAAUUAAAAAACGAAAAAAAAAAAUUUUGAAAGAAUACAAAAAUACAGAAAACUUAUUUGAAGAAAAAAAAAAUACUUACAUUGAUUAUCUAUAUGGCGAUAAAUUUGAUAACAAAGAAAAUAUUCUUAAUGAAAUUAAAACACAAACAAAUAAUUUAUAUUAUAAUAAAAAAAAUGAAUUUAAGAUAAAAGACGAAAAAAAAAAAAAAAAAAAAUAUGCAAAUAAUAAAGAUGAUGAGCUUUAUGAUUUUGAGAACGAUCUUUUCGAUUGGAGAACAAAAAAUAUAUUCUCAUCACGAAAUAGCCAAAAAAAUUAA